CCCGACUGAUCCACCACGCUCCCCCCCCCCCUUUCUUAAAUCCAUUGGGCAUUUGCUUCGCCUUAAGAGUUGCCAGGAAUCUGACACGUUCGCACUGCAACGCUGCCGUUCUGGUUUGCGCCCGUUCCUCAACGCAAGCAAUCCGCUCGCCUCCGCCGAUCUCUGCCCGGGGCCGUGCCACCACCUCGAGGUACCGAUAGACGAAUAGAUAUAUACAGUCUGCCUCCAGUAUCCCUCAUCACUCAAGAUGCCCGCGGAUUAUAUGUCUACUGCGCGGGCCCUCUCCGUCUCAGCCUCCUCUCCAGAACCCCUCUCUCCGUCGGAAGACAAUGCCUAUCCCCCAUGGAGCCGGCGGGCCCCGGGCAGGCGAAAUUCUGCUAGUCGCUCCGGUGGGCAGGUAGUUAGUCUGCGCGAUCAGCUCAUUGACCAAGCGACUCAGAUGUCGCGCCGGAUCAUGACAUCAUGGAAGAAGAUGAAUUUCUGGCAGAGAGUUGGGGCGGUGGCCGCUGUGGUGCUGGCCAAUCUCUUGGGAAUCGGGUUUCUUGUCUUCACGGGGAAGGUCUUCAUCUGGCUUCAGCCGGUGGCUGAACAGUGGGAGCACUCGGUUUUGGCUUAUUUUGUUCUGUGGUUGUGCGUGUUCUUUGUCUCUCUCCCACCGUUGGUUGGAUGGUCCACAUUUGGAACUAUGGCGGGUUAUAUUUUUGGCAUAUGGAAAGGAUGGCUCCUUUAUGCGUCUGCGACCAUUCUCGGGUCGACCUUCUCUUUCAUCGUGUCUCGGACCAUCCUGUCUAGAUUCGUCCACCGCCUGAUGGAACGCGACAAACGAUUUGCGGCUCUUGCGCUGACGCUGAAGUACGACGGUCUGAAGCUGCUAUGCAUGAUUCGUCUAUGUCCGCUUCCCUAUUCUGUAUGCAACGGUGCUGUCUCAACCUUCCCAACGGUGCAUCCUUUGAUGUACGGUCUCGCGACGGCCAUCAUUUCUCCCAAAUUGCUCGUACCUGCAUUCAUUGGGAGCAGGUUGCGUGUCUUGUCGGACAAUAACGAGGAGAUGAGCAUGGGCUCCAAGGCCGUGAACGUCUGCAGUAUCAUCGUCUCGGUUGCUAUUGGGAUUUUCACGGGCUUAUAUAUCUAUAGAAGGACGUUGGCUCGAGCCAAGGAGUUGGAGGCCAAAGAACGGGAGGAUAUCCGACAGUCUCUACAGGCCGACCAUGCGGCCCAUCGUCCCCAUGACGCGUUUUCGGAAGAUCCAGACGUCAACACCGCUGCCACCACCCUGGCCCGUGAUGAAGAAGAGCGGAUCGGAUUCACAGACGUGGAUGAUGACCAUGUAGACCUUGCGAUGGACGAUGAGAGUGGCAGCGAGAUGUCGCCCAGCCGUAACAAGCAAUAUCGGGAUGAGUUUACAGAUAACGACUCGGACGUGUUCCGGGACGGAGACGAGGAGGAUGAGGAGACAUACACCCUGCAUUCUCACGUGCGCAAGCCCCAGGACUCAUAGGUCCAGCUAUUCUGCCGAGGGACCUUGGUGGCGACCUAUACUUACACGAUAGAACUGCUCUUACGAGGUGACGACACAGAUUUUAACGGAUAGGCAACCCUGAUGCAUCGUAAAUAAUGAUGUUUGUUUUUUUUUUUUUUUU
Messenger RNA from Aspergillus heteromorphus CBS 117.55, 1640 nucleotides. Its product is annotated as TVP38/TMEM64 family protein. The transcript has 3 exons. The coding region runs from base 248 to 1498 and encodes 416 amino acids. The record is from RefSeq and is a predicted model, not a curated record. NCBI's taxonomy places the organism in Eukaryota, Fungi, Ascomycota, Eurotiomycetes, Eurotiales, Aspergillaceae. Gene Ontology annotation, cellular component: Golgi membrane. Gene Ontology annotation, biological process: mitotic spindle elongation; vesicle-mediated transport.